AUGAACAAGAUGCCAACUUAUUACGAUACCAUCAUCGAUCCUUCGGGCGAGAGACUUUCUAGCGAAGCCGCCGAAGUCAUCUCCGAGAUGAACCGCCAGCGCUCACCUCUUCUUCGCCUACCUGCUGAGAUACGGAACAAGAUCUACGAAUACGCGCUCGGUGGUAUGGAGCUUCGCGUGUCCUACAGAAGCAAGGAACUAGGCGUCGUUUCUGCAAUGUCUUAUGAUCCGUCCGUCUCGCUCACACCUCUCCAUCGACGCGUCGGCUUGACGCUCGUGUCUCGGCAGCUCUACGCGGAGACCAAGAUUCUACCAUUCGAACUGUGCACUAUGGAUGUCAUAAGCACACAACGCAACCAGCUCGAGUCGCCACUCCUAAAGCUGCCAGGAGAAGUUCGAAAUAAGAUCUACAACUACGUCUUCUCCGUCGGCAGCGUCUACUUCGGUCGCUCACAUCACCACUAUCGCACGAGCGAGACAGACUACCAACCGGAAGGAUGUGAGCCCACCGAUCUACUAGACGUCACAUCGACGUGCCGACAAAUCCGUUCAGACACCUCUACGCUACUAUUUAAGAACAACGUAAUCAUCAUAGACGACCAAAAGAUUUUCAAGAUAGUUGAGCAGCUAGAGCCGCACCAGCUCGAAGCGAUCAAAGCUCUAGAGAUAAUCUUCUACGACAUAAAGGGCUGUAUGCCGAACUUGACUACUUUGAGCAGAAUGUUCGCCAGGGAGUUCAAAAACAUGCUGGGACUCGAGAGGGUAAGCGUUAGGUUGAUCUGUUGGCUCCAGGAGGAUGAUGUACUCGAGCGCGAGUGCGAGGCAUUUUGCGAGGCGCUUAGGAAAAAUACUCGGCGUAAGCCGAUUGAAAUUAUAAAUGCGUUGAAGCAUGAAGACGACGAUGAGGGGGAAACGGACGUGGAUGAAGAAGAGACAGCGUCCGACGAAGAGACAACGCUCGACGAAGAGACAACGCCCGACGAAGAAGCUGAGCCUGAGGACGAGGGACUGGCAUCGGACACCAAGACUAUAGCGGAAGAGGACGACCCUAUGGAGAAGUAA
Messenger RNA from Alternaria hordeiaustralica, 1062 nucleotides. RefSeq lists its product as uncharacterized. The coding region runs from base 1 to 1062 and encodes 353 amino acids. The transcript has 4 exons. The record is from RefSeq and is a predicted model, not a curated record. Lineage: Eukaryota; Fungi; Ascomycota; Dothideomycetes; Pleosporales; Pleosporaceae.